This is a messenger RNA of Urocitellus parryii (Arctic ground squirrel), 2974 nucleotides long. It is a transcript of the gene Ppm1l, whose product is annotated as protein phosphatase, Mg2+/Mn2+ dependent 1L. Gene Ontology annotation, molecular function: cation binding; protein serine/threonine phosphatase activity. The record is from RefSeq and is a predicted model, not a curated record. Gene Ontology annotation, biological process: protein dephosphorylation. Lineage: Eukaryota; Metazoa; Chordata; Mammalia; Rodentia; Sciuridae.
GGCGCGCGAGCAAAGCCGAAAGGAGCCGAGCCGAGCCGAGCCGAGCCGCGAGGUGCCGGGGAGAGGCAGGCUGAGCCGGGCCGGCCGCCUGCGGCUCAGUGCGGAUUGUGCGGUGUAGCCGGGCUCUGCGUCUACCAGCCUCAGCCCAGGCUCCUGCAAAACUUUUAUUCUCUUGGGCCCCCCGGGGUGUGUGAAGGCGUCGGAACGUUCAGCUGUCUCCGCGCCCUCUGCAGCAGCGACUGAGGGGACCUGCAUCCUUUGCCCGCCGGGCUCUCGUGCCCUCAGCCUCCUCACCUGCCGAUCGCUCCCCGGAGCCGCGAGGGGGCACCCCCGGAGGGAUCGCGCGGGCCCGGUCGCCCCGAACUCCCUCUUGCCGCGGCAGACCCGCCCGGCGCAACUUUAACUUGGUUCCUCGCGCCCAGCCCCGGCACCCGAGGCUGCCGCCGCCGCCACCACCACCACCACCACCGCCCCCGCCGCCGCCGCCGCGGCUGCCGCGGUUUCACAAAGGGCGCAGGAGGGGAGGCGGCACUGGCGGCAGGCACCGGCCUCCGGGCCGCCGAGGCAGGGAGACAAAAGGGAAACUGCCUCUGCUUGCGGCGCGGGUUUGGAACCACCAGCUCAUCUGCCUCUUGCUCGGCUCCGUGCGCUUCCUUCCCCCUACCCUAGGCUACUGCUCCGCCUCCCUCCAGGCGGGCUGUCCCCGCAGUGCUUCAGACCCGGCGAGCCUUCGGGGCGCGCGUCGCUGCUGGUGGUUGGGGCUCUAGUGAUAAUAAAUGAUAGAGGAUACGAUGACUUUGCUGUCUCUGCUGGGUCGCAUCAUGCGCUACUUCUUGCUUAGACCCGAGACGCUUUUCCUGCUGUGCAUCAGCUUAGCGCUCUGGAGUUACUUCUUCCACACAGACGAAGUAAAGACCAUCGUCAAGUCCAGCCGGGACGCGGUGAAGAUGGUGAAGGGCAAGGUGGCUGAGAUUAUGCAGAACGAUCGACUUGGAGGGCUUGACGUGCUGGAGGCCGAGUUUUCUAAGACCUGGGAGUUCAAGAGCCAUAACGUGGCGGUGUAUUCCAUCCAGGGCCGAAGAGACCACAUGGAGGACCGCUUCGAAGUUCUUACCGACCUGGCCAACAAAACGCACCCGUCCAUCUUUGGGAUCUUCGAUGGGCACGGCGGCGAGACUGCAGCUGAAUAUGUAAAAUCUCGGCUCCCAGAGGCCCUAAAACAACAUCUUCAGGACUACGAGAAAGACAAAGAAAACAGUGUAUUGUCUUACCAGACCAUCCUUGAACAGCAGAUUCUGUCAAUUGAUCGAGAAAUGUUAGAAAAAUUGACUGUAUCCUAUGAUGAAGCAGGCACAACAUGUUUGAUUGCUCUGCUAUCAGAUAAAGACCUCACUGUGGCCAAUGUGGGUGACUCACGAGGAGUCCUGUGCGACAAAGAUGGGAAUGCCAUUCCCUUGUCUCAUGAUCACAAGCCUUACCAACUGAAGGAAAGAAAAAGGAUAAAGAGAGCUGGUGGUUUCAUCAGUUUCAAUGGUUCCUGGAGGGUCCAGGGAAUCCUGGCCAUGUCUCGCUCCCUGGGGGAUUAUCCGCUGAAAAACCUCAAUGUGGUCAUUCCAGACCCAGACAUCCUCACCUUUGACCUGGACAAGCUCCAGCCUGAGUUCAUGAUCUUGGCAUCAGAUGGCCUAUGGGAUGCCUUCAGCAAUGAAGAAGCAGUCCGAUUCAUCAAGGAGCGCUUGGAUGAACCUCACUUUGGAGCCAAGAGCAUAGUCUUACAGUCAUUUUACAGAGGCUGCCCUGAUAAUAUUACUGUCAUGGUGGUAAAGUUCAGGAAUAGCAGCAAAGCAGAAGAGCAGUGAACCCUUCGGGGUCUCAGCUGCCUUAGACUAAAGGACUUUUGACACACUGGUCUCUUUUAAUGUAGUGAAAGGUGUGGGAAUUGUAAUUAGGAUCAUCCAUCCCAGACACUGAAUCCCCACCCUACCCCCUUCAGUGAUGAACAGAGGAUACCCCUGGCCUACAGUUGAGUGGCUGAAAAAUGGUUUCUUUGUUUCCCCAACUCUUCAAUGUCCAAAAUAUAUAAAUAGGUAGCUGUAGAUCCACAUGUAUGAAGUGAACAGCAGAUGCACCAUGUAUUCUCCUUCUUAAGAUUCUUUUUAAGAUCCCUUUCAGGGUCCUCCAGGCAUCAGCCUUUAUGUCCCCUCUGAAACCCUAGGUGGGACAAGCCUCCCUUCCUGCAUAAGACAGGCCAUUGUGACCUAUAAGUCAGGGGCUGAUGUUCAGUCAAGGGGCAAAGUAGUCCUAGAAUAUGUGGUCCUCCUGAGUCCAUGUUUUCUCCUGAGCAGCAGCCUGGAAACAGAUUUGGAACUGUUUAUGAUUUGUGGGCUGCUCUUGGAGGCUGAGGAAAACUGUGAGGAUGGGCGAUCAGUGACAGCGCCUGCACAGCAGAAAUAACCCUUUUCCCUUCCUCCUUUUAUUAGUUAAAUAGAUUUUGGGUACCACCUGACCAACCUUUGUAUGUUUAUCCUAAUCACGCAUGACCUUACCUUUUGCUUACACCUUCUUGUAUGUAAUGGGCAAUUAUUAAUUUCAUAACAGACACCACAAUUUUUCAUCUUAGCUAAUCAAGAAAUCAUAUUAGGGGAAAUGAAAACCGCAAAUCACAAUGCCAUCAUUCCUUCCACCUUUAAGAACAGGUAGAGGAAAACCAUACUGAAUAAGUCACAGUGCUCCUUGGAAAGCUGGCAGUUUGCACUGGAAGUGAAAGGAGUGAGCAGGUGAGAUUACCACCCUGAAGUGAACACCAGCUGCAAGUUUUUGUGCAGUUUUCCCCAAGCCCUAGCUUAAUAGCUUUUGAGCAUCUUUCAAGCAGUAUUUGGAGAAGCAACAGCCUAGAACUGCAUGUGUUCCUUGAAGCCAGAAACACGUUCCCAGACUUUGGAAUUAUGUGGUGAACUACUGGGGCAUGCUUUUU